UCUCUCCAGCGAGCGUCCGCACCAUCCGGAAACGAUUCCGCUCUUUUACCCUGCCACUAUCUUAAGAGGCAACCGAGAGUCGACAUACCUUUACGUUUUGUUUGUAGGUUGUAUUUUUGGAGGGAUCUGGUAUUAGUGUUGCGCCACGCGCUUGGGUCUUGCUCUGGCUCCGUUUUAGGUGGAAAAAAUGGAAGGCGGGAGAUGAGCCACGUCCGAGCCGAACGCGUUUUUGCCCGCUAAUCCAUCUUGUUGCACCGGACUCGUGUCGUGGGCAAUGGAAAAUCUCGUUUGGCGAAACAGCAUCGCAUUUUGUCUUUUCUGAAGAAUGUCUUCAAGUAUGUGGGAAAAAUAGCCAUAGCUUCUGGAGUGUAAGGCCAAAUGACAUAGGAUGAAGGCUGUUCGUAAUUUGUUGAUUUAUAUAUUUUCCACCUAUCUAUUGGUUAUGUUUGGAUAUACCAGUGCCCAAGAUUUCUGGUGUUCCACACUGGUUAAGGGAGUUAUUUAUGGAUCUUACUCUGUUAAUGAGAUGUUCCCGAAGAACUUCACAAACUGCACGUGGACAUUGGAAAACCCUGAUCCUACCAAAUACAGCAUCUACCUGAAACUCUACACACGUGAAAUAAGUUGCUCCGAGUUCUCCCUUUUGGUUUACCAGUUCGACCACUUCUCUCAUGAGAAGAUCAAUGAACUCUUAAAGAUCAACGAAUCCAUUGUGUACCUGUGUGACGCAAAGAAUAUUUACGUGUUUUUACAUUAUGACAAAAAUUUUGUUCAGAUACGGCGGGUGUUCCCCUACGACUACAAUGGAUUGGUUGCAAAGAAAAAGGAGGAAGAUGAGAAGUCAGUGGUGGAGUUUGUGGUUUUAAACAAGGCGAGUCCGAGCCAGUUUGGAUGUCAGGUCUUAUGCAUGUGGUUGGAAAAUUGUCUGAAGGGAGAGAAAGGGUCGGUGGAGUCGUGUGGAAUAGUGUACUCCAAAUGCACUUGCCCUCAGCAUUUGGGUGAUGGGGAAUCUGAGAGUGUUUUAAUGCUCAGCAAUGUGGUGCUGCCUUUAAAUCCACGAACCGAAGGGUGCCUAACGGCGCAGCUGCGCACACCACAUGCGUGCAAUCUGAGUGCAGAGGUCAAACGGCCAUCCAAGGAGGAAUUUGGAAUGAUCGGAGAGCAUACAGUAAAAAGCCAACGGCCAAGAUCAGUUCAUGACACAAAGGGCCAACAGGAGCGAGAUGAGUCUGCUAAAUUUAUGGCACAAACUGGUGACCCAGGUGCUGAGGAGUGGUCCCAGUGGAGCUCUUGCUCAGUUACAUGUGGUCAAGGGUCGCAAGUGCGAACAAGAACAUGUGUCUCACCUUUCGGAACACACUGCAGCGGCCCUUUAAGAGAAUCAAGGGUUUGCAAUAACACUGCCCCUUGUCCAGUGCAUGGUGUGUGGGAGGAGUGGUCUCCAUGGAGUCUGUGCUCUUUUACCUGUGGUCGGGGUCACCGCACCCGAACCCGAGUCUGCACACCACCUCAGCAUGGUGGUAGGGGCUGUGAUGGCCCAGAGACUCAGAGUAAACUCUGCAACAUCGCCCUAUGCCCAGUGGACGGUCAGUGGCAGGAAUGGAGUGCAUGGAGUGAUUGCUCAGUCACCUGUGCCAAUGGGACACAGCAGCGAAAGAGGCAGUGCUCGGCUGCUGCUCAUGGAGGUUCAGAGUGUCGCGGCCACUGGGCUGAGAGCCGAGAGUGCCACAACCCCGAGUGCACAGCAAAUGGCCAGUGGAACCCUUGGGGCCCAUGGAGUGGGUGUUCAAAGUCAUGUGAUGGAGGCUGGCAGCGGCGUGUACGGGUGUGCCAAGGCCUAGCUGUCACAGGGCAACAGUGUGAAGGCAAUGGAGAAGAAGUCCACAAAUGCAGCGAGCAACGUUGCCCAGCUCCCUAUGAGAUUUGUCCUGAGGACUAUGCAGUUUCCAUGUUGUGGAGGAGAACGCCAUCUGGAGAAUUAGCCUUCAACAGAUGCCCACCCAAUGCCACAGGCACCACAAGUCGACGCUGCUCUCUAGAUCACCGUGGGGUAGCAUAUUGGGAGCAGCCCAGCUAUGCUCGAUGCAUCCAAAAUGAAUACAGAUACUUACAGCAGUCGGUCCAGGGACACCUUGCCAAGGGCCAGAGAAAUCUGGCAGGAGAUGGCAUGUCCCAAGUAACCAAAGUAUUGCUGGACCUCACUCAGAGACGCAACUUUUAUGCCGGUGACCUGCUUUCCUCUGUGGAAAUCUUAUGGAAUGUUACUGACACUUUUAAAAGAGCCAGCUACGAACCAUCCUCAGAUGAUGUACAGAACUUUUUCCAGAUCAUCAGUAAUCUACUGGAGGAAGAGAACCGCGAAAAAUGGGAAGAUGCUCAGCAGAUCUAUCCAGGUGCAGUGGAGCUGAUGCAGGUCAUUGAGGAGUUUAUACACAUUGUUGGCCUCGGCAUGAAGGAUUUCCACAAUGCUUACUUGAUGACCGGAAACCUGGUGGCCAGCAUCCAGAGGCUCCCUGCAGUAUCGGUGAUGACUGAUAUUAAUUUUCCAAUGAAGGGACGGAAGGGUAUGGUGGACUGGGCCAGGAACUCUGAGGACAAAGUGGUCAUCCCUAAAGGCAUUUUUAUUCCCCAAAGUGCAGAUGUGGAUGGCUCUCCAGUUUUUAUUCUUGGCACAGUCCUCUACAAGACAUUGGGACUUAUGCUACCUGCCCCAAGGAACAACACUGCUGUGAACUCCAAAGUCAUUGCUGUGACAAUGAGACCAGAGCCCAGAGUCAAAGAAGCUCAGAUGGAGAUAGAACUUGCUCACUUGGCCAAUGGAACAAUGAAUCCAUUUUGUGUUCUCUGGGAUAACUCUCUCAUGAACAAUUCAUGGGGAAGCUGGUCCUCCAAAGGAUGUAAAACGGUGCUUACAGAUGCAUCCCAUACAAAAUGCUUAUGUGAUCGCGUGUCUACCUUCGCCAUUUUGGCUCAACAACCUAUAGAAAUAGCUAUGGAGUACUCAGGGGUCCCAUCCGUGACACUGAUUGUGGGCUGUGGCCUAUCUUGCAUAGCUUUGAUCACCCUGGCUGUGGUGUAUGCUGUAUUAUGGAGGUACAUUAGGUCUGAGAGGUCCAUCAUACUGAUCAACUUUUGCCUUUCAAUCAUCUGCUCCAACAUCCUGAUUUUGGUGGGACAGACACAAACCCAUAAUGCGGGCAUCUGCACGAUGACGACAGCUUUUCUGCACUUUUUCUUCCUGGCAUCAUUUUGCUGGGUUCUGACUGAGGCCUGGCAGUCCUACAUGGCUGUAACAGGGAAGGUGCGGACCAGACUCAUCCGCAAACGCUUCCUCUGUCUGGGUUGGGGUUUGCCUGCCUUGGUGGUUGCCAUCUCAAUAGGAUUCACAAAAGCCAAAGGCUAUGGGACACCACAAUAUUGUUGGCUCUCUCUGGAGGGAGGACUGCUAUAUGCAUUUGUUGGACCUGCUGCUGCAGUAGUGCUUGUCAAUAUGGUGAUUGGUAUUCUGGUGUUCAAUAAACUGGUUUCCAGAGAUGGCAUAUUGGACAAGAAGCUAAAACACAGAGCAGGGCAGAUGAGUGAGCCACAUACAGGAUUAACUUUAAAGUGCGCAAAGUGUGGUGUUGUCUCCACAACUGCUUUAUCAGCAACUACAGCCAGCAAUGCCAUGGCCUCUCUUUGGAGUUCCUGUGUAGUUUUGCCUCUUCUGGCACUCACCUGGAUGUCAGCUGUGCUUGCCAUGACAGACAAGCGCUCCAUCCUUUUCCAGAUCCUAUUUGCCGUCUUUGACUCACUUCAAGGCUUUGUCAUAGUCAUGGUGCACUGUAUCCUCCGCAGAGAGGUGCAGGAUGCCUUUAGAUGUAGACUGAGGAACUGUAAAGACCCUAUCAGCGCUGAUGCAACUGGCACUUUCCCUAAUGGCCAUGCACAAAUUAUGACUGAUUUCGAAAAAGACGUGGACAUAGCCUGUCGAUCAGCUCUCCAUAAAGAUAUGGGAUCCUGUCGUGCUGCCACCAUCACCGGAACACUGUCACGCAUUUCCCUUAAUGACGAAGAGGAAGAAAAAGGCCCAGAGGCCCUAAACUACUCCACUUUGCCGGGUAACAUCAUAUCGAAAGUGAUCAUUCAACAACCGUCAGGCCUGCACAUGCCCAUGAGUGAGCCAUGUCUGGGCGAGAGUGCCAGUGACAUGCACCGCACCGUUUAUUUGUGUACAGAUGAUGGUAUGAGGCAGAGUGAACAAGAGCUCAGCAGCCAUGUGCAGCAAGGUCCCAUGGAGACGGACUACAUCGUGAUGCCUCGGGCCUCAGCAGCAGCAUCACUGCCCACUGGCUCAAGCAGCGUUCCCACUCUGCUGAAGGAGGAUAGCAAGAGAAACAUUGCAAUGGACACUCUGCAAAAUGACAGGUUGAUGCACUACAAGGUGGGCACUGAGUUUAACAUUGGCCCAUCAGGCAUGGAUCAUAUGAGCGCAGGCAUGGAGCAGCAGUUUCCUGGAGCUUUGGAACACAUGCAGACCCUGCCAUUUGAGCCACGCACCGCUGUCAAGAACUUCCUAGCUGAAAUGGAAGAGUCUGCAGGAAUGGCACGAAGUGAGACUGGCUCAACUACCUCCAUGAGCUCUUUAGAGAGGAGAAAGUCAAGGUACCAGGACCUCGACUUUGAGAAAGUCAUGCACACCAGGAAAAGACACAUGGAGCUGUUCCAGGAACUGAAUCAGAAAUUUCAAACCCUGGACCGAUUUCGAGACAUACCAAAUAUGGGCAGCAUGGAGAAGGCAAUGCCCAAUAAAAACCCUUGGGAAAGCUACAUCCCAAGCUGUGAGUACCAGAACUACGCUACAAUGAAUGUACUGGAGUCAGACCCCAAGGACUCUCUGGAGAUGACCCCUGCUGAGUGGGAAAAAUGUGUAAACCUUCCAUUGGAUGUCCAAGAGGGAGACUUCCAAACAGAGGUGUAAUCAGAGGAUCAGAGGAACAGAGGAAAGAAUGAAGCAGGACAUAUUUUGCACUGGAAAAAAGUGGAAACCACUUCAGGCAGCCUUGGCAAGACAUAUCUGGGUCCUAGAAAUAUAGCAGGGACAUUAUGUGCCAAUAAGAUUUUAAAAAGGACUAAAGGAGAUAUAAAAGUGAUUUAAAAGACAAAAACAUCAUUUUUUCUAUUCUCACUAGUGUACUUAGUGAGGGAGCAGCAAGGUGUAUAAUAUAACCAUCAUGUGUUUUGAACAUAUCCGUCGAAGAGAAUUGGAUCUACAAAAGGUAUAUCUUUCUAGAUGAGACCUCAAAUAUAGAAAACACACCGUGACACUAUGCUACGUCAACCCAAAAGCUUCAUUGGGCUCAGUUUUUUUUUUUAGUUCAGUGGUGACUGAGUCCAGGAGCACAAUGUACAUACUUAUGCAGGUUUUUAAAAGGUUUAUAACAAGUCAGUUUGGCCAUUACUACACUUUUUACUUUAUGACACGAAAAAUAUUUGGAGAGGCAAAGAGGAUUUUUCCUGAUUUAAAAAUGAAUGUUUGUCAAGCUACAUUCUUCAUUGCUUUAAAUGCAAUAAAGGUAAUACUCACUUUUAUAUGAAUAAUAUAUUUCACAACUUUAAUACUGCAGAAUCUGCUUGAAGGCACUCAGCAAGCUCUCUCAUCUGCAGCCCUGUAUAAAAUAUUUAAAAAUGAAAAAUGUUGUAUGGUGUAAAUAAAACUUUUGUCUACAUCUGUUUUACUUGUGUCAAGUUUAUUUUGAUGAGAAAAGAUUUAAAAUGCCAACCUGAUGAGAUACCAGAAAAAUGUUAACAUUUGAAAAAGGAAUGUAAAUAAAAGAGAUAAUAUGUUCAUAAUG
This is a messenger RNA of Hemibagrus wyckioides, 5834 nucleotides long. RefSeq names its product adhesion G protein-coupled receptor B3 (gene adgrb3). The transcript is spliced from 31 exons. Gene Ontology annotation, cellular component: plasma membrane; synaptic cleft; postsynapse. Gene Ontology annotation, molecular function: G protein-coupled receptor activity. The record is from RefSeq and is a predicted model, not a curated record. The coding region runs from base 389 to 4960 and encodes 1523 amino acids. Gene Ontology annotation, biological process: cell surface receptor signaling pathway; adenylate cyclase-activating G protein-coupled receptor signaling pathway; neuron remodeling. NCBI's taxonomy places the organism in Eukaryota, Metazoa, Chordata, Actinopteri, Siluriformes, Bagridae.